Molecule: messenger RNA, 856 nt
Organism: Telopea speciosissima
Lineage: Eukaryota; Viridiplantae; Streptophyta; Magnoliopsida; Proteales; Proteaceae
Product: transcription factor MYB111-like
Exons: 4
Coding region: 74-856 (260 amino acids)
Source: RefSeq, a predicted model, not a curated record
UCUCUCUCUAAUUAAAAGGGCACAAAACACAUAAAAGAAGCAGCAGCAGAACACAUAGAAGAGAGAUAGACAGAUGGGUCGUUCUCCUUGCUGUGAGAAAGCCCACACCAACAAAGGUGCAUGGACCAAAGAAGAAGAUCAGCGCCUCAUCAACUACAACAGAGCCCAUGGCGAGGGCUGCUGGAGAUCUCUCCCCAGAGCCGCAGGUUUGCUGCGUUGUGGAAAGAGUUGCAGAUUAAGAUGGAUAAAUUACCUGAGGCCUGAUCUCAAAAGAGGCAAUUUUACUGAAGAAGAAGACGAGCUCAUCAUCAAACUCCAUAGUUUACUUGGAAACAAAUGGUCUCUAAUUGCUGGUAGAUUACCCGGAAGAACGGACAAUGAAAUCAAGAACUAUUGGAAUACCCACAUCAGGCUAUCAACCUCUAGUGUGAAUGAUAGCAGGAAUAGGCAGUUGAAGUUUGUAAACAUCAAAUACAAGUGUAAAAUAAGAGCUGUAGUGAAGAUCUCAGAGUCAGCUCAGAACCCAAACAAGCUUUACUAUCUAUGUCCAGAUGACAUAUAUGGAUCUGCAUCAUGGUGUGUGCCCAUUGAUGCACCAGGGGAAUAUGAUUUGACUAUGGAUGCACCAAGGGAAUAUGGUUUUACCAUGAAUGCACCAAGAAAUGUGGGAGAAGUUACUCUAGAUGAUUCUAAAAGUCUAAAGAGAAAAGUAAAAAAGCUGGAGAAGUUCAAUGAAACAUUGAAGAUUUUUUGGAAGAUCAUGUUAGUUUUGUUUAUUGUUAUGUUUGUUGUCAUUAUUGUAAAGAUUUGCAAUAGGAAAGAUGGAAAUCUUGGUGGAACUUUUGUUUGUUGUUAG